Messenger RNA from Cydia splendana, 586 nucleotides. RefSeq names its product adenosine 5'-monophosphoramidase HINT1-like. The record is from RefSeq and is a predicted model, not a curated record. Gene Ontology annotation, cellular component: cytoplasm; nucleus. Gene Ontology annotation, biological process: purine ribonucleotide catabolic process. The transcript is spliced from 2 exons. The coding region runs from base 92 to 583 and encodes 163 amino acids. Gene Ontology annotation, molecular function: hydrolase activity. NCBI's taxonomy places the organism in Eukaryota, Metazoa, Arthropoda, Insecta, Lepidoptera, Tortricidae.
CCGCAUUCCACAAACGUCAAACUGAUCCACUAACUAACCAGCGAUUUUCGCUAACUUUUGCGCAUUACGACAUGCCUGUAUUCCUUUAAAAAUGCUCACCAAAGUGAUCCAACGGGCCCUAAAAUUCCGUUGCAAACGGAGCUACCCGACCAACAUCUACGAGAUUUCCCGCGGCUCUGCCUUCGCGAUUCGUCGGCCUUACAGCGAUGAGGUCAAGAAAGCAAAAGUGCAAAGUGUAGCGACGCCGGGCCCGACGAUAUUCGACAAGAUUUUAUCGCGCGAGAUAAACGCGGAUAUAAUUUAUGAAGAUGAUUUGUGUAUGGCGUUUAAUGAUAUAUCUCCGCAGGCGCCGGUGCAUUUCCUAGUGAUUCCUAAAAGGAGGAUACCGAGGUUGCAGGAUGCGGAAGAAAGCGAUAAAGAGCUCCUCGGGCACCUGAUGUCCGUGGCCCGUGCCCUGGCGACGGCGCGUGCGCCGCUCGGCUGGCGCCUCGUCGUCAACAACGGCCGAGAGGGCGCUCAGAGCGUCUACCAUCUGCAUCUGCAUAUUUUGGGGGGACGGCAGAUGGGCUGGCCACCAGGCUAAGAG